CGUUUGAACCUGGGAGGCACAGGUUUCAGUGAGUCGAGAUCGCGGUAAUGUACUCCAGCCUGGGCGACAGCGAGACUCAGUCUCAAAAACAAAAAAAACAUUCGACUUAAAAUAGUUCUGGAGCGAAUGGGUUUGUAUUUCUUAACCCAGUUCCUCAAAGCCUGUAGCUCUGUUAAGAAAAUAAAAGCCAUUGGUCAAGCCAGCUUCGUCCCUCCCCCGUCUCUCCACCCUCCCCCAACCUCCGCUCCCGCCACUUCCUGGGGCUUGGAGGAGGGGUAAGGGAGGGGACUGUAGGCGUCACAUUUCCCGCCUGCGCGCUUUUCAUUUUGUGUCCGCUGUGGGUAGGGGAAGGGGUAACGUAGAUAUAUAAAGAUCGGUUCCCCAUUCUCUCUCUUUGGUUAAUUCUUAACCCAGUUCCUCAAAGCCUGUAGCUCUGUUAAGAAAGUAAGUCAUUGGUCAAGCCAGCUUGGUCCCACCCCCGUCUCCCCACCCUCCCCCAACCGCUGCUCCCGCCACUUCCUGGGGCUUGGAGGAGGGGUUGAGGGAGGGGACUAGGCGUCACAUUUCCCGCCUGCGCGCUUUCAUUCUGUGUGAGCUAGGGUUGGGGGAAGGGGUAACGUAGAUAUAUAAAGAUCGGUUCCCCUAUUCUCUCUCACUUGCUCUUGGUUCACUUCUUACGAAGUCAUGUCUGGACGUGGUAAGGGCGGGAAGGGUUUGGGUAAGGGGGGUGCCAAGCGCCACCGCAAGGUGUUGCGCGACAACAUCCAGGGCAUCACCAAGCCGGCCAUCCGGCGUCUGGCCCGGCGUGGCGGUGUCAAGAGGAUCUCUGGUCUGAUCUACGAGGAGACUCGCGGGGUGCUCAAGGUGUUCUUGGAGAACGUGAUUCGUGACGCUGUCACCUAUACGGAGCACGCCAAGCGCAAGACGGUCACUGCUAUGGACGUGGUCUACGCGCUCAAGCGCCAGGGACGCACCCUUUAUGGCUUUGGCGGCUAAGGUUGCUGCUUUCUCCACAGCUUGCAUUUCUGAACCAAAGGCCCUUCUCAGGGCCGCCCAACUGAACAAAAGAAGAGCUGUAUCCUUUAAGCCAAGAAGAUCAAUGUAGAAUUAACAUGAAUGAUAAUGAGCUGACAUCGUAGAAAGGAAAGAUUACUGGAACUGCAAGUUUGCCCUCCACUCACUAGAUAUGGGUAGAGGAAGAAAGAUAUUCCAACUCUGAAGAGUGAGUGGGAAAAAACUGAGUUAAAAAUUUGUGUUAGUUUCCAAGGGAUAAAGAGAAGCGCUGCCCAAUCAGUGAGCGCCGUUCGUAGCUGUCAACCAAUCAGAACUGAUAAGCUAAUGUUUACUGAGGCAAGCCAGAGAGUCGGAGGGGAAGCUAAAAAGCUUAUUGAGAAAGGACAAAACCCUGUUUUAGUAAAAAAAUAUAUAUAUUUUUUUUAGCGAUUAGGAAAUAAAAUCACAGAGACUUUUAAGUAUCCCUCAAUCAUGUACUGAGAGCAAUACUUUGCCUCGAUUCAAAAGAUCCUGAAAAUUGAAACCCCAGUUAGACUCCUGGAAUACCCAGGACACUAAAUUCAGGGGCGAUUAAAAUCUGUUUUAGAGAGAAAAAUCACUUUUUUCAGUGUUACCCGGCCUUCAGCAGUUAGCCUUUUUUUUUUCCCCCUUUAUGUAGAAAUUGAAAUUUGGGUGAUAGAAAUAUUCUGAAAUUAAAUUGUGAUGAUGGUUGUACAACUAAGUAAACAUGGUAAAAUUCAUUGAAUUGUAGCUAAAGUGGGCAAAUUUUAUAGUAUGUUAAAUAUCAAUAAAGCUGAUUUCUUUAUAUAUAUACAUUUACAUAUUUUUAUAUAUGCAGAGAGAGAAAUGAUGCAGGCAGGGUGGCAGGACAUGAGGUUGGUAGCAUAGGCGAUGUUGGUCUGUGAAGGGCCACCUGUGCUAAACCUGUGCUAAGCCUGGGGUUUGUCCAGUCAAGUCAUUGUAGCCACAGUUUUAAAGGAUGUUCUUGAGGCAGUUACGUGUUCCAGUAGUACAUCCAGCUUCAGAACUCAGCUGGAAAACAGAUGUGAACUUGAGAUUAGCUAAUAGGGAAAUAUCUUACUCUCAUCUGAGUAAAUACUCACAAAUGCCUCUCAUUGUGUUCUUUUCGGUACCAUUGUUAUAGAGGACUGAUUUCAGCCUCACUAUGUUAGCUUCAGUGAUGGAUUCCUCUUUAUUUUGAGGUCCUGUUUUCCACCUGACAGUUUUCAUCCAGGAUUUCUUGAGUACCCAGCUUAGCUUAAUUUAAAACAAGUACCCAGCUUGGUUUAAUUUAAAACUGACAAUGGAGUGAAUUCAUAGCUGCAUCCUGGAAUCAGAGGAGCAAAAAUGAGCCUAGUAUGGAGUGUGGGUCAUUUUAUGCCUUUCUUAGCUGGUAUUUUAAAGAUAUUUAUUGAUCUCGUAUGCCAGAUAUUGUUGUAGACAUUGGGGUACAUAAGUUAGCAAAUUUUAAUUCCCGUUCCUGAAUUUCAGAGUCAAUGUAGAGGGGUGUGUGGAUAUAGAUUACCCAUAUGGGAGCUAUAGUCGCUCUAACAAUAGCCAUGACUAGCUCCUGUUAUGUUUUGCCUGGCCUUUUUAACUCAUAACAUUGCUGAUAGGUCAUACUCAUCUUAGGCAUACUUGCCACCACCUUGGGCCUUCUUCAAUCCUAACACUCAUGAAGUCCUUGUUCAGAAUGAAGAUGUUGCUUAAUUUGCAGCCCCUAGACUAACCCCCCAGAUUUUCUAAAGAGAAACUGCACACUGAUUGCUUCAGGCAGUGGCAGGUCAAGGAAUGAGAGAUGGGGAAUUGAUUGUGUUAGCAUUCUAGUGGGCUUAGUGGGGAGCCUGGAGACUUACAUAGAAGAUUCAAGCAUGCAUUCAUUCAACAAACCUCUAUAAACUAUCUGUUAAGUGUCAGCCCUGUUCUGUUUGUUAAAUAUAUUGUUACAUAUAUAGUUACAGGUGGGGAAAUUUUAUAUAUAUAUAUGCUAUUGAGGAUAGUCAGCUACAUACCAUAUGCUAAAUGAGCAGAGAAGCAUAUUAUUUUACAAAGGAUGAUUAUGGGAGGUCUCUUUCUUAAGGUAGGUAUUUGAGGAGAGGCUUGAAUGAGAUGAGAUCUAGAGCUAUUCAGAUAUCCAGGAUAAGAUCCUUCUAGGGAGAAACAAUAAAUAUAAAGGUGCUGAUGCUGGAGAUGCUGGAAAUGCUUGGUCCAUUCCAGAAACAGCUAGGAGGUCAGUGAAGAGAAAGAAUUGGGAAGAGAAUGAGGUCAGAGGGUAGCCAGAGUACAGAUCUAGUAGGGACUCCUAAGUAGGUUGAGAAACUCAUCCUAGUUUGCUUGGGACUUUCUAAGUUUCAGCACUGAAAGUCCUACACCCUGAGAAACCCCUGAGAGUCAGGCAAACUGUAAUGAUUGGUCAUCUUGUAGGCUAUGAUAAGGAUGCUGGAUUUUAUUAUGAAGGUGAUGGAGAGCCACUGGAAUGUUUUCAGCAGACAGUGGACAUAAUACCUUUAAAAAGGAUCACUGUUGCUACUGGA
Piliocolobus tephrosceles (Ugandan red Colobus) is the source of this 3548-nucleotide messenger RNA. RefSeq names its product histone H4. Bases 685 to 996 code for a protein of 103 amino acids. NCBI's taxonomy places the organism in Eukaryota, Metazoa, Chordata, Mammalia, Primates, Cercopithecidae. Gene Ontology annotation, molecular function: DNA binding; structural constituent of chromatin; protein heterodimerization activity. The transcript is spliced from 2 exons. Gene Ontology annotation, cellular component: nucleosome. The record is from RefSeq and is a predicted model, not a curated record.